AUGGUCUAUGGCUCAUGUGGGUCUGAGCCUGGCCUGGGGCACCCUCCACAGGCCACCCUGAAUGAUAAACUUGAGGCCGCUGUGACAACCAGGCCAUGCAAGGGUUACAGCCUACUGAUAACGGAAUGCCUUCUUUUCAUCUGCAAUGUCUGUGGUCUAGCUAAAGGGUACAAGGUGACAGGGAAUAGCAAGUCAAGAGCUAGUGCUCAGAUAGAAAUUCCUGCUAAAGAGACCGAUAUGUGGGACAGAAAAUUCGAGGACUAGCCAUCCAGCCUAUAAACACUGCAUGAAUUUAAGACAGUUUUAGGUCUGAAAAGCCUGAAUCAAAAGGCCAAUCAACAUGUUGGAGAUGUGACUUUAGAAAAGUUUGUCAAUGGCAUAGAAAAUGAUCAUGAUCUUCUGGAGACUAUUUCCAAGAGCUUCGAUCUCUCCAAUUCCAACGUACUGAAAGUAAUUUGUAAUUGUAAUCAGCCAGAUACGAAAGAGGCCUCUUCCAAAUAACAUGACAAAGCUUGUCUAGAGAAGGUGAAAGUGGAGUGGCUGUGA
Messenger RNA from Orycteropus afer afer, 546 nucleotides. NCBI's taxonomy places the organism in Eukaryota, Metazoa, Chordata, Mammalia, Tubulidentata, Orycteropodidae. The record is from RefSeq and is a predicted model, not a curated record.